Messenger RNA from Humulus lupulus (European hop), 1239 nucleotides. Its product is annotated as oxygen-evolving enhancer protein 2, chloroplastic-like. Lineage: Eukaryota; Viridiplantae; Streptophyta; Magnoliopsida; Rosales; Cannabaceae. Gene Ontology annotation, biological process: photosynthesis. The coding region runs from base 125 to 922 and encodes 265 amino acids. The record is from RefSeq and is a predicted model, not a curated record. The transcript is spliced from 4 exons. Gene Ontology annotation, cellular component: photosystem II; extrinsic component of membrane; photosystem II oxygen evolving complex. Gene Ontology annotation, molecular function: calcium ion binding.
AAAAGGCAAAACUCCAAAACAAAGUUCUUACUUGCUUGACAUUAAUUGGAUACACCACAGAGAAGUUGAACCAUUAAUCUCAUAUUCUAAGGCAGAGAGGUACCUGAGCUAAUACUAGACUGAAAUGGCUUCCACUUCUUGCUUUCUCCACCACCAUGCUCUCACCACCACCGCAGCCUCAGCUCGCUCCUCCUCCCAGCGCCAAUUAGUGCCAUGCGUCAGAGCCCCUUCUCAGCUAGUUUGCCGUGCCCAAAAGCAGGCCACCAACGACGAUGACAGCUCUGUCGUUUCUCGCCGUUUGGCUCUCACUGUCCUCAUCGGUGCUGCUGCUCUUGGCUCUAAGGUCUCCCCUGCUGACGCUGCUUACGGUGAAACUGCCAACAUUUUCGGAAAGCCAAAGACAAACACAGACUUUUUGCCGUACAAUGGAGAUGGGUUCAAGUUGUCGAUUCCGUCGAAAUGGAACCCAAGCAAAGAAAGGGAAUUCCCAGGUCAAGUUCUUAGAUACGAGGACAACUUCGACGCCACCAGUAAUGUUUCUGUCAUAAUCACCCCAACUGACAAGAAAUCCAUCACUGAUUACGGUUCUCCCGAACAGUUUCUCUCCCAGGUGGACUUCUUGCUCGGAAAACAAGCCUACUUCGGCAAAACUGAUUCUGAGGGUGGUUUCGACUCGGAUGCAGUGGCAACAGCAAACAUAUUGGAGAGCUCGACCCCAGUGAUCGGCGGGAAGCAGUACUACAAUUUGUCAGUGUUGACAAGAACAGCUGAUGGAGACGAAGGAGGGAAGCACCAACUGAUCACAGCCACCGUCAAGGAUGGCAAGCUUUACAUUUGCAAGGCCCAAGCCGGGGACAAGAGGUGGUUUAAGGGUGCUAGGAAGUUCGUUGAGGAUGCUGCAAGCUCAUUCAGUGUUGCUUAAUUUUAUUUUACUUUUUCUUUCUUAAAAUGAAUUAAUUAUCAUCAUGAGUUUGUAUAUGUAAAAAAAGAAGUACCAAUUCAAGAUUAUGAUGAUGAUCAUGCAUGAGCAAUUAGUUUCUUUUAUCAUGAUGAAAGAUCAUGGUGAUCAUAUAUAUCGUCUAGUCUUAAUUCCUUUUGUACCAUUUUCGUUUUGGUUUUUCCAAGAGUCUCUGCAGAAGAAUCGAUCGGUUUAAAAUGUUUGAGGGAGCUGGAUAUUUGGAGCUGUAUUAAUGAUCUUGUGCAUACUGAAACAUUUAUUAUUGCUUUUCUUUUUCUCAA